This is a messenger RNA of Podarcis muralis (Common wall lizard), 2166 nucleotides long. The record is from RefSeq and is a predicted model, not a curated record. Lineage: Eukaryota; Metazoa; Chordata; Lepidosauria; Squamata; Lacertidae.
CGGGAAGAAACCGUCCCCCUUUUAAAUGUUUGAACUCGGGGCGCGAGGACAGAGGUGGACUGCGCCUGCGCGUCCUUGGCUUUGCCUCAGUCACCCCAGAAACUGCUUUUUUCACAGCCUCCUUUAUUUGGGCGGCUUUGUUUUGGGAUUUGGGUCUGAGGCAGGGAAAGUGCGUGGAGGAAUUUUGGGGCGAGAGGCAGCCAGAGCAGGGCUUGGUACCCUCGUAGAGACCUGAGGACGUUGGGGGGGGUCGACUUCUGAGAGAAAAGGGGUGCUUUAGGUCCCCCCUCAAAAUGCCAGGGGUGCUUUUGACCCCUUCCGAACACAAAAAGCAGCUUUUUUGUUUUAAUGACAAUGAGAAGAAGAAAUUAACCAACCUGCUUAUCCCAUCAAGAGAAGGAGAGAGGGAUGAUUAACUCUCUGUUUAAGAAGCCACUCAUUGACACAAAGGGAUGUGGGUGGGUUGCGCUAGAAUAAUUUGCUAAGCCCUCCUGAAAAUAAAAAGGGACGCACAAAAAGGAAGGAAGGAAGGAAAAAGAAAGAAAGAAAGAAGCCUGAGGGAAAGGAUACUUCAUUUUCUACUCUGGUCACAUCCCCAAAGGAAGAGGGGCCCUGGACAGAAGUUUGGAUGGUAAUAUCCAGAAGAUAAAGCAAGAGUUAAAGCGGAGAGCCAUUGCUCACACAUCCCACACAAGAAGUACGCUGACCCCCAUAUCAAGAGGGGAAUAAAAACUGUGACCCGUUUAUUAGAAUAGGACGUAGUUUUCUGUGACGAGAGGGCGAGCACAGAUUAUGGGUCCCAUGACAUGAAGAUGCAACUGUGGUCCUUUUAUAAGAGUGGAGUUCAUAGGGAAAAGUUUGGCCACGGACACACAUGACCAAGAAUAGCACAAAACAGGAGGUGCUUUGACUCCUGAUGAAAGAGAGCCACAGAUACAGAUGGAUAGGCCAUUUGACCCAACCCAUGCCAAGAGGGAGAGAGCUGUAAAAAAACCCAUGAUAACUGGGACUAAUAUGACUGCAUUGAGAAGCAAAGGAUAAUAAAGAGGGAAUCUGGCCACAAGAGAAGCCCAGCAUUAAAAGAGGGCCUAAGUGGAUAUACGAUACUCCCUGGAGACAGUGGUGUUUCAUCAUGGAGAAUGACCACACCACCAUGCUGUUUUUGAUUAUGGGAGGUGGCACCUUGUUGCUGGCAACUGAGGUCAGGGCAGUGACUCGCAACCUUGUGAGCCAUCUGGAGCUGCAGGUCUUCCUGCUGGAGAUGUUGGCCACUUUCCAGUUGUGUGCUUGCUUUGGUAUGCUGCAUCCUUUGGCUCAGAUGGAGAACCAUGCCCAGCUCUAUCUUGGCCACCUUUAUUCUUUCCUCACUAUGCAUUUCCUCUUGACCUUAAGUGAGAGCGUAAGCAAUCCCACCUGCAUCCUGCUAGACAUCUUGCAGAAGGGCAUCUCAAUGAAGGAAGGCGGGCUGAAGAUUGUGGCCCAGUUCAUUGGGGCCUUUCUAGCCAAACUGUACCAAAAUGCUGUCUGGUUUGUAGGGAUCAGCAAUUUAUUCCCUCAUCCCCAGGAAUGUAGCAAUCCUCUCAAGACAUAUUUUUUAAAGGCCCUUUGCACAGAGCUUGUAACCUCCAUCACAUUCCAGUUUACUGUGCUGGAGUCGCAAUCGCAAGAGAUCCGUGUCAGAGCUAAUGUGCUUUCCCUCGCCAUCACCUCGCUGGUGUAUGCAGGAGGACAUCUCACAGGAGCCAUAUUUAACCCAGCUCUGGCUUUUUCUUUGCACAUAAGUUGUUUCGCUGAGCCUGAUAAAUUUUGGAAUUAUUUAUUGGUAUACUGGGUUGCACCGUGCAUAGGGUCCGUGUUGGUGUUUUUGGUGUGGGAUGAAAUCCUUCCUUUGCUACACAGACAACGGUAAAAUGGUAAAGCAAGGUGAUGUUCAAAAGAUUCUGUUAAAAAUGGAUGUGAAGAGACUGGACAUUAGAAUCACUUUGGCAACUUUCACGUGAUUCUUUGGGGAGUACAGGACUCUACAACACAGUAUUUAUCUGACUUGUCAAAAGCAGAGCCAUGCAUUUCAAAACUGGAAGAAUUUGUUAACGUAAUGUUUUUUUGUAAAAAAAAUGUCUUCUGCAUCAAAAUAGUUAUAAGAAAAAUAGAGAACACUUCUGGUAA